Durusdinium trenchii is the source of this 388-nucleotide messenger RNA. The record is from the annotation of a GenBank genome assembly. NCBI's taxonomy places the organism in Eukaryota, Dinophyceae, Suessiales, Symbiodiniaceae.
GACAAAUGCAAGGCCAUCAUUUGCUGCCCCAAAGAGCGUGGAGCAACGGUCUCUUGAGUACAUCCAAGAGCUUCGUGAGUGGUUGAGCCCCAGCAUCACAGAGCAGCCUGAUGAGAAGGACUUGGAUGCGGAGCCUGAGCCCGAGAAGGUGGACUCUACGACUGAGACUGAGGGCUCAGGUCAGGAGUUUGAGGAGGAUGAGAGGUAUGAGGAGGAGAAGGAGGAGAGCAAUGAGGAGCAGAUGUCGGGUGAGGAAGAGGAGCAGUCUGAUGAGCUGGAGGGUGGGGCUCCAUUGCAAUGGCGAAUGGAGAUUCCUCCAGCUCCUCCUGCAGUUCCGAAGCCUUUGACACUUGGGGUGGAUUUGCCAAUGCCUCCACCAGUGCCGACA